This is a messenger RNA of Loxodonta africana (African savanna elephant), 3484 nucleotides long. It is a transcript of the gene MAP4K5, whose product is annotated as mitogen-activated protein kinase kinase kinase kinase 5. The record is from RefSeq and is a predicted model, not a curated record. Gene Ontology annotation, cellular component: cytoplasm. Bases 240 to 2834 code for a protein of 864 amino acids. NCBI's taxonomy places the organism in Eukaryota, Metazoa, Chordata, Mammalia, Proboscidea, Elephantidae. The transcript is spliced from 32 exons. Gene Ontology annotation, biological process: protein phosphorylation; intracellular signal transduction. Gene Ontology annotation, molecular function: ATP binding; MAP kinase kinase kinase kinase activity.
CGAGCGGGCAGCAGCGACGGCGGCGCAAGAUCUAGGUCGGCGGGCGCGCGCCGGAGAGGGGAGGCGGGCGUCGGCGAGAAAGGAGGUCCGGGGCUCGACGCUCAACAAAGAGCGGGGCCGCCCCCUUCAGGCGGAGCUGCGGGCAGAGGCUCCAUGUUGGGAAGCGGCGCUACUCGUCCUCUUUAGAGGGAAUUGGGGCGCCGCGGGCAGAGCCGACGGGGGCCCGGCCCUGAGCGAAGAUGGAGGCCCCGCUGCGGCCCGUCGCGGACAUCCUGAGGCGGAACCCGCAGCAGGACUACGAGCUCGUCCAGAGGGUCGGCAGCGGCACCUACGGGGACGUCUAUAAGGCCAGAAAUGUACAUACAGGAGAGUUGGCUGCGGUAAAAAUUAUCAAAUUGGAGCCUGGAGAUGAUUUUUCUUUGAUUCAACAAGAAAUAUUUAUGGUUAAAGAAUGUAAACAUUGCAACAUUGUUGCCUACUUUGGGAGCUAUCUCAGUCGGGAGAAACUGUGGAUUUGUAUGGAAUACUGUGGUGGUGGAUCACUUCAGGAUAUUUACCAUGUUACUGGACCAUUAUCAGAAUUGCAAAUUGCCUAUGUAUGCAGAGAAACUUUACAGGGUCUUGCCUAUUUACACACUAAAGGCAAAAUGCAUAGAGAUAUCAAAGGUGCAAAUAUUUUAUUGACAGACCAUGGUGAUGUAAAAUUAGCUGACUUUGGUGUGGCUGCAAAAAUAACAGCAACCAUUGCAAAGAGAAAAUCUUUCAUUGGUACCCCUUAUUGGAUGGCCCCAGAAGUUGCAGCGGUGGAAAAGAAUGGUGGCUACAACCAGCUCUGUGAUAUCUGGGCGGUAGGAAUAACAGCAAUUGAACUUGGAGAACUUCAGCCACCUAUGUUUGAUCUUCAUCCAAUGAGGGCCCUCUUCUUAAUGUCAAAAAGUAAUUUUCAGCCUCCAAAACUAAAGGACAAAACAAAAUGGUCAUCAACAUUCCAUAAUUUUGUCAAAAUAGCACUAACCAAAAACCCCAAAAAAAGACCAACUGCUGAAAGACUUCUGACUCAUACUUUUGUUGGGCAGCCUGGUCUUUCUAGGGCCCUAGCGGUUGAACUGUUGGACAAAGUGAACAAUCCAGACAACCAUGCACAUUACACUGAAGGAGAUGAUGAUGACUUUGAGCCCCAUGCAAUCAUUCGUCAUACCAUUAGAUCUACAAACAGGAAUACCAGAGCUGAACGGACAGCUUCAGAAAUAAAUUUUGAUAAAUUACAGUUUGAGCCUCCUCUGAGAAAAGAAACAGAAGCACGGGAUGAAGUGGGAGUGUCAUCAGGCCCAAACUUUGUAUUUCAGUGGAAUCCUUUUGUUGAUGGUGCAAAUACUGGCAAAUCAACCUCAGAACAUGCAAUACCACCUCCCCUACCUCCUAAGCCAAGGAUAAACAGUUACCCUGAAGAUAACCUCCCAGAUGAAGAAAAAUCAUCAACCAUAAAAUGUUGCCCUGAUUCAGAGAGCAGAGCUCCCCAGCUUCUCAGAAGACAGAGUAGCCCAAGUUGUGGUCCUGCAGUAGAGACUUCCUCGAUUGGUAUGGCUAGCAGUAUCAGCAGUCUUGGAGUGCAUACAGCUAGAUACUGUGACCUUGGAAAUGGUGAUGGUAUUUCAAAACUAAUGAGUGAAAAUACAGAAGGAUCAGCACAAGCACCACAGUUACCACGAAAAAAGGACAAGCAAGACUUCCCUAAACCCGUCAUCAAUGGCCUUCCACCCACCCCAAAAGUACUGAUGGGAGCGUGUUUUUCAAAAGUUUUUGAUGGCUGCCCUUUGAAAAUUAAUUGUGCAACAUCCUGGAUACAUCCGGAUACAAAAGAUCAGUACAUUAUUUUUGGAACUGAAGAUGGUAUUUAUACAUUGAAUCUCAAUGAGCUACAUGAGGCAACAAUGGAACAGUUAUUUCCUCGGAAGUGUACUUGGCUGUACGUUAUCAAUAAUACUUUAAUGUCAUUAUCAGGAAAAACCUUUCAACUCUACUCUCAUAAUCUUAUAGCUUUGUUUGAACAAGCCAAAAAACCAGGAUUAGCUGCCCAUAUUCAAACUCACAGGUUUCCAGACCGCAUACUACCAAGAAAGUUUGCUUUAACAACCAAGAUUCCAGAUACAAAAGGCUGUCACAAAUGUUGUAUAGUCAGAAACCCUUACACAGGACAUAAAUACCUCUGUGGAGCUUUACAGUCUGGAAUUGUUUUACUUCAGUGGUAUGAGCCAAUGCAGAAAUUCAUGUUGAUAAAGCACUUUGAUUUUCCUUUGCCAAGUCCUUUGAAUGUUUUUGAAAUGCUGGUGAUACCAGAACAGGAAUAUCCCAUGGUCUGUGUCGCUAUUAGCAAGGGCACAGAAUCAAAUCAGGUAGUUCAGUUUGAGACAAUCAACUUAAACUCUGCGUCUUCAUGGUUUACAGAAAUUGGUACAGGCAGCCAACAGUUAGAUUCCAUUCAUGUAACGCAGUUGGAGAGAGAUACAGUUUUAGUGUGUUUAGACAAAUUUGUAAAAAUUGUAAAUCUGCAAGGAAAGCUAAAAUCAAGUAAGAAACUGGCCUCUGAGCUAAGUUUUGAUUUUCGCAUCGAAUCUGUAGUAUGCCUUCAAGACAGUGUGUUGGCCUUCUGGAAACAUGGGAUGCAGGGUAAAAGCUUCAAGUCAAAUGAGGUUACCCAGGAGAUUUCAGACGAAACAAGAGUUUUCCGCUUAUUAGGAUCAGACAGGGUUGUCGUUUUGGAAAGUAGGCCAACAGAAAAUCCUACUGCACACAGCAAUCUCUACAUCUUGGCUGGACAUGAAAAUAGUUACUAAGCAACAGAAACUGAUCUCAAAUGACAGGAAAAUGAAUAUGUUUCAUAUGAAUGCAAAAUAUUUUAAGGACAUUUAGUACAAACUGAACUAUGGUUUGCUUUAACUGUUGUGGGUUAUCUCAAUGAUCUGUACUUUAGGUAGAAUUCAAUAUUUUCUGUAGCUGGAGACAGCUCUUCUAUCUCUUGCCACUGUGUGGUGGUUAUAUCAAGUUUGCUUAAUAAAAGCUAUGAGACAGAUAGUCUUCUAUUUAGUUCCAGGAUAUAGUCUUUUUUUAAAAAAAAAUGUUUGUAACAAGGGUGCCAUAUUUUUAGAUAACAACUUGUGAUUACUGCAGAGAGAUAAAUUUAGUGAACCGGUAAACCUGACCCAUUGACGUCGAGUUGAUUCCGACUCAUAGCGACCCCAUAGGACAGAGUAGAACUGCCCCAUAGGGUUUCCAAGGAGCAGGCAGUGGAUUUGAACUGCUGACCUCUUGGUUUGCAGCUGAGCUCUUAACCACUACGCCACCAGGGCUCCAAUUUAGUAACAGUUUUCUCAUUUUAUACCAUGUCCUAUUCCUCCUUAAUGAACAUAAUUUGAUUAAAAAAAAAAAAUUAUCAAACAAGCCUUUCAUUUUUACAUUGGCCAUUCCGUAUGUUUUUUUUGUAAAA